Molecule: messenger RNA, 2837 nt
Organism: Osmerus eperlanus (European smelt)
Lineage: Eukaryota; Metazoa; Chordata; Actinopteri; Osmeriformes; Osmeridae
Product: sister chromatid cohesion protein PDS5 homolog A
Exons: 23
Coding region: 216-2837 (873 amino acids)
Biological process (GO): mitotic sister chromatid cohesion; DNA repair
Cellular component (GO): nucleus; chromatin
Source: RefSeq, a predicted model, not a curated record
GACUCCCGCCUCUCGGUGUCGUGUUGCAGUACCUCCCGCAGACCGACGGCGGCGCUGCGCACCAGACCUUCAGUGAGGACGCUGAAACUGCAGACUGAGGGUAGACACGGAGCUUUGUGCCGAAAGUAAACCGUGACUUGUGUCAGACUAAUGAAUUAAAACGGCCCAGUUUGCGAGAGGCCAGUAGAAGACCAUCUGGAUUUACGUUGACAAGCAUGGAGUUCCCUCAACAGCAGAAACCGACGGGGGACGGCAAGAUUACCUAUCCGCCCGGGGUUAAGGAGAUCACAGACAAGAUCACCAAUGAUGAGGUGGUCAAACGGUUGAAGAUGGUGGUGAAGACCUACAUGGACAUGGACCAGGACUCGGAGGAGGAGAAGCAGCGCUACCUGGCCCUGGCUCUGCACCUGGCAUCAGAGUCUUUCCUCAGGAACCCCAACAAGGACGUGCGUCUGCUGGUGGCCUGCUGCCUGGCCGACAUCUUCAGGAUCUACGCCCCCGAGGCCCCCUACACCUCCCACGACAAGCUCAAGGACAUCUUCUUGUUCAUCACCAGACAGCUGAAGGGGCUGGAGGACACCAAGAGCCCACAGUUCAACAGAUACUUCUACCUGCUGGAGAACCUGGCGUGGGUGAAGUCCUACAACAUCUGCUUUGAGCUUGAGGACUGUAACGAGAUCUUCAUCCAGCUCUUCAAAACCCUCUUCUCUGUCAUCAAUAACAGCCAUAACCAGAAGGUGCAGAUGCACAUGCUUGACCUAAUGAGCUCCAUCAUCAUGGAGGGAGAUGGUGUCACCCAGGAACUCCUGGACACCAUCCUCAUCAACCUGAUCCCUGCUCACAAGAACCUGAACAAGCAGGCGUAUGACCUGGCCAAGACUCUGCUGAAGAGGACCGUCCAGAACAUAGAGACCUGCAUCGCCAACUUCUUUAACCAGGUUCUGGUGAUGGGCAGGUCUUCAGUGAGUGACCUGUCUGAACACGUGUUUGAUCUGAUCCAGGAGCUGUUCUGCAUCGACCCCCUGCUGCUUACCUCCGUCAUGCCCCAGCUCGAAUUCAAGCUUAAGAGCAAUGAUGGAGAGGAGCGUCUGGCUGUGGUUCGUCUGCUUGCCAAGCUGUUCGGAGCCAAAGACUCAGAACUGGCCACUCACAAUAGACCUCUCUGGCAGUGCUUCCUGGGACGGUUUAAUGACAUCCAUGUCCCAGUCAGACUGGAGAGUGUGAAGUUUGCCAGCCACUGUCUCAUGAACCACCCAGACCUAGCCCGGGACCUCACAGAGUUCCUGAAGGUGCGUUCCCACGACCCUGAGGAGGCGAUCCGCCACGACGUCAUCGUCACCAUCAUCAACGCUGGCAAGAAGGACCUGAACCUGGUGAACGACCAGCUGCUGGGCUUUGUACGGGAACGCACCCUGGACAAGAGGUGGAGGGUUCGUAAGGAGGCCAUGAUGGGCCUGGCUCAGCUGUAUAAGAAGUACUGUCUGCACCAUGAGGCAGGAAAGGACCAGGCCCAGAAGAUCUCCUGGAUCAAAGACAAGCUACUCCACAUUUACUAUCAGAACAGCAUCGACGACAAGCUGCUGGUAGAGAAGAUCUUUGCUCAGUACAUGGUUCCUCACAGUCUGGAUACGGAGGAGAAGAUGAAGUGUCUUUACUACCUGUAUGCCUGCUUGGACACAAACGCUGUCAAGGCUCUGAAUGAGAUGUGGAAGUGUCAGAACAUGCUCCGAGGGCUUGUCAGAGAGCUGCUGGACCUUCACAAGCUGCCUGUGUCUGAGGCCAACAACACAGCCAUGUUUGGGAAGCUGAUGACCAUCGCCAAGAACCUUCCGGAUGCUGGCAAGGCCCAGGACUUCAUGAAGAAGUUCAACCAGGUUCUGGGAGAAGACGAGAAGCUGCGCCUGCAACUAGACACACUCAUCAGCCCCACCUGCUCCUGCAAGCAGGCUGAGAUCUGUGUGAGGGAGAUCACCCGUAAGCUCACCUUCCCCAAGCAGCCCACCAACCCCUUCCUGGAGAUGGUGAAGUUCCUGCUGGAGCGCAUUGCCCCUGUCCACAUCGACUCAGAGGCCAUCAGCGCAUUGGUGAAGCUUCUGAACAAGUCCAUUGAGGGAACAGCUGAUGAUGACGAGGAGGGCGUCACCCAGGAUACUGCCAUCCGCUCUGGACUGGAACUGCUGAAGGUUCUGUCGUUCACCCACCCCACAGCGUUCCACUCUGCUGAGACCUACGAGUCUCUGCUGCAGUGCCUGAAGAUGGAGGACGACAAGGUGGCAGAGGCAGCCAUCCAGAUCUUCAGGAACACGGGCCAGAAGAUCGAGACGGAGCUGCAGCAGAUCAGAUCGACUCUGAUCCCCGUGCUGCACCAGAAGGCCAAGCGAGGGACUCCCCACCAGGCCAAGCAGGCAGUGCACUGCAUCCACGCCAUCUUCAACAACAAGGAGGUGCAGCUGGCGCAGAUCUUUGAGCCCCUGUCCCGGAGCCUGAAUGCUGACGUCCCGGAACAGCUCAUCACUCCGCUGGUGUCUCUGGGGCACAUCUCCAUGCUGGCUCCAGACCAGUUCGCCUCCCCCAUGAAGUCCAUCGUUGCCAACUUCAUCGUCAAGGACCUGCUGAUGAAUGACAGGUCUUUGGGGAACAAGAACGGGAAACUGUGGACAGCAGAUGAUGAAGUCUCACCAGAGGUCUUAGCCAAGGUUCAGGCUGUUAAGCUGCUGGUGCGCUGGUUGCUGGGGAUGAAGAACAACCAGUCCAAGUCUGCAAACUCCACCCUCCGCCUUCUGUCUGCCAUGCUGGUCAGCGAGGGAGACCUCACCGAACAGAAGAAGAUCAGGUAG